AAUACACCAUAUAAAUCCAAGAAAAUGAAGUAAAACAAGAGAGUAAAAACAUUAAGAAAAAUUUCCAAACAGAAUUAAGUCAAUAAAACAAACUGAAAACAAUCAAUACCAAAAGGUAGAUGGUAAACAUAAAGAACAAUGAGGGGACAUAACCAAAGUCAGCUUACCAUCACAUACAGAAAUGACAAAGUGGCUAGAAUAUUGACAAAAAAGAGAUAAAUUCAGAAUCGUUCAUAUCAAUACCAACAAAUGCAACACGCUGAAUGAAGAAUCAAGCGCAUACACACAGAGCCAAUUCCAUUUGUGGUUGUGUGUGUGUGUGUGUGUAUAUAUAGUCAUGCAUUGAAGCUUAGGAGCUACAACCAAUUGAAAAGAAAGUAAAUCCAAGAUUACAGAAGCAAAAUGAGCAGUGGGCACAUCUUGGCCAUACCUUAUCCAGCACAAGGCCAUGUGAUCCCCUUAUUGGAAGUCUCUUUGUGCUUAGCCAAACAUGGGUUCGAAGUCACGUUUGUGAACACAGAGUACAAUCACAAACGUGUAGUGAGUGCUCUAGCAGAAACGAAUCAUACAGGGGAUGGUCAUAUUCACCUAGUUUCACUCCCUGAUGGCAUGAAACCUGGGGAGGAUAGAAAUGACCUUGGUAAAUUAACUGAAACAAUGUUGCAAGUCAUGCCCAUGAAGCUAGAAGAGUUGAUAAACACUAUCAAUGGAUUGGGUGGCAAUGAAAUUACCAGUGUUAUUGCUGAUGAGAAUCUUGGCUGGGCUCUAGAAGUUGCUGAGAAGAUGAGAAUCCGACGAGUCGCCUUCUGGCCAGCAGCUGCUGCAUUGUUGGCUAUGCUAUUUAGCAUCCCAAAGCUGAUUGAAGAAAAACUAAUUGAUUCUGAAGGAACCAUACUAAAAAGCGAGGAGAUCAAAUUAGCAGCAUCAGUACCCACAACCAGAACGGAAAGAUUGGUUUGGGCAUGCAUUGGCGACAAAGAGACGGAGAAAAUUCUAUUUCAAGUUUGCUUAAGAAAUAACAAAGCAGUAGAAGUGGCAGAUUGGGUUAUCUGCAAUACAGCAUAUGAGCUUGAGGCAGAAAUCUUCAGCUUAGCUCCUCGCAUUCUCCCAAUCGGCCCACUUUUAGCAAGCAAUCGACUCGAAAAUUCCAUUGGACACUUCUGGCCAGAAGACUUAACUUGCCUGAAAUGGCUUGCCCAACAAUCUCCAUGCUCAGUCAUUUACGUUGCAUUUGGAAGCUUCACUGUUCUAGACAAAACUCAAUUCCAGGAAUUAGCCCUAGGGCUCGAGCUUACAGGCAGACCAUUUCUCUGGGUGGUGAGGCCAGACAUUACUGAAGAAAACCCUAACAAUGUCUUCCCGUUAGGGUUUCAAGAGAGGAUAGAAUCCCGGGGGAAGAUUGUGGGUUGGGCUCCUCAACAGAGGGUUCUUAGUCAUCCCUCGAUCGCUUGCUUUGUGAGCCACUGCGGGUGGAAUUCGACCCUUGAAAGCCUCAGCAAUGGCAUCCGAUUUCUGUGUUGGCCAUACUUCGCGGACCAGUUUCUUAAUGAGAGCUACAUUUGUGACAUAUGGAAGGUGGGGUUGAAAUUGAAGAAAGACGAACAUGGAAUCAUUACAAGAACAGAGAUUAAAGAAAAGAUGGAGAAACUCCUCACAGAUGAGGAUUUGAAACAGAGAAUUCAAAAAUUGAAGAAAACAGUUGUGGAAAAUGUGGAAGAAGGCGGUCGAUCUUAUAAUAACUUCAACAAUUUCAUAAACUGGUUGAAGACAUAACAUAUUUAAUCUAAACUCAAUAAAGGAAGGGAAAUUUGUACUGAUGGCCCACUCAGAAAGUUAGCGAUGCCCUUUGCUGAUAUCAUCUCAUCAUUUUAACUCUUCUUCCUUCUUCCUCCAUCCUCCAUCCUCCAUCCUCCUCUCUUUUGCAGCACUUUUCUUUUUUUCUUUUUUUUUCUUUUUCUUUUUUCUUUUUUUUCUGUUUUUCUUCUUCUUCUUUUAUUUCCUUUUUCCGUUUCCGACGAUUUCUUUCGUUUAUACUGCCUCUUGGGCAAUUUCCCUUUUUUCUUCUCUCAUGAUUUCUGUUUAUGUCGCCCUCUUUUUUUUUUUCAUUUUUCUCUCUAUUCUUCGUUUUGCAGUUUUUUCCCGAAGAAAAAAGUUACAGGUGUGUCUGAUGAAGAAUAAGACAAAAGAAAGAUGAACGGGGAGCAGGAGUUUAGAACUAUUAUAUAUUUGUUGCUAAAGAUAUAAUUCUCUCCAUAUUAAUAUCAUCUCUAUCAAGUUUGUAGAGUAAA
This is a messenger RNA of Benincasa hispida (wax gourd), 2288 nucleotides long. Its product is annotated as UDP-glycosyltransferase 83A1-like. Lineage: Eukaryota; Viridiplantae; Streptophyta; Magnoliopsida; Cucurbitales; Cucurbitaceae. Gene Ontology annotation, molecular function: quercetin 7-O-glucosyltransferase activity; quercetin 3-O-glucosyltransferase activity. The record is from RefSeq and is a predicted model, not a curated record.